Messenger RNA from Rangifer tarandus platyrhynchus (Svalbard reindeer), 1845 nucleotides. The record is from the annotation of a GenBank genome assembly. Lineage: Eukaryota; Metazoa; Chordata; Mammalia; Artiodactyla; Cervidae.
AUGCGGGCCGCGGGCGCACCUCUCGCCCGCACCUCGCGGCUGCUGCUUCUGCUGUUGCUCAAGGUCUCCGCUUCUCCUGCCCUCGGGUCCGCCCUUGCGCCCAGGAAGGAAAACUGUCUGGGAGAAAGCUGUUCACCUACACUGAUCCAGCGUCGCAGCAGGGACGCUUGGAGACCAGGAGAUUUUGCAGGAGACCUUCUGCCAACUCGUGCGCCCAGGGAGGAGGAGCAGGAGGCAGUGGAGCGCUCGGCGCCCCCGUGGGACCUACCGGCCGGUCCCGGCGGUGACCCAGGUGUGGGCAGAGGGGCGGAGGCGUCGGCAGCUGAGCCCUCGGGACCUCCGGCUAGGCCACCUGGAGCCUGGAGGUGGAAAGGUGCCCGGGGUCAGGAGCCCCCUGAAACUUUGGGGAGAGGGAACCCCACGGCUCUCCAGUUCUUCCUUCACAUCUCGGAGGAGAAGGAGAAGGGUCCCAGAGGCGCUGGCCUUUCUGGGCGUAGCCAGGAGCAGAGGGCGAGGAAGGAACCCGGAGCCAGCGACCUUUAUUAUUGGCCGAGGAGAGCCGGGAAACUCCAAGAUUCUCCCCACGACCCCCAACCCAAGACGGUCCAUGGACCGUCGGGGCACGAAGGGCGGACGAUUGCACCCCCUGGCAGGGCGCUGGCUCAGAAUGGGUCCUCCCUUGAAGGGGUUCAUGAACGCGGGGGUCCCCGGCGGGGGAACAGCACGCACCCACGCUUGCGACUGAAGAACCCCUUCUACCCGCUGACCCAGGAGUCGUACGGAGCCUAUGCGGUCAUGUGUUUGUCUGUGGUGAUCUUCGGCACCGGCAUCAUUGGCAACCUGGCGGUGAUGUGCAUCGUGUGCCACAACUACUACAUGCGGAGCAUCUCCAACUCCCUCUUGGCCAACCUGGCCUUCUGGGACUUUCUCAUCAUCUUCUUCUGCCUUCCGCUGGUCAUCUUUCAUGAACUGACCAAGAAGUGGCUGCUGGAAGACUUCUCCUGCAAGAUCGUGCCCUAUAUAGAGGUUGCUUCUCUGGGAGUCACUACCUUCACUUUAUGCGCUCUGUGUAUAGACCGCUUCCGGGCGGCCACCAACGUCCAGAUGUACUAUGAAAUGAUAGAAAACUGUUCUUCCACAACUGCCAAACUUGCUGUGAUAUGGGUGGGCGCUCUCCUGCUAGCCCUGCCGGAAGUGGUGCUCCGCCAGUUAAGUAAGGAGGACCUGGGCUUGAGCGGACGAGUGCCCGCCGAGCGCUGCGUCAUCAAGAUCUCCCCCGACCUUCCCGACACCAUCUAUGUCUUAGCCCUCACCUACGACAGCGCUAGACUCUGGUGGUAUUUCGGCUGUUACUUCUGUUUGCCCACACUUUUCACCAUCACCUGCUCUCUAGUGACUGCAAGGAAAAUCCGCAAAGCCGAGAAAGCCUGCACCCGGGGGAAUAAGCGACAGAUCCAGCUGGAAAGCCAAAUGAACUGUACAGUCGUGGCUUUGACCAUUUUAUAUGGAUUUUGCAUUAUUCCUGAAAAUAUUUGCAACAUCGUGACUGCUUACAUGGCCACAGGGGUUUCCCAGCAGACAAUGGACCUUCUUAACAUCAUCAGCCAGUUCCUUCUGUUCUUCAAGUCCUGUGUCACCCCUGUCCUCCUGUUCUGUCUCUGCAAACCCUUCAGUCGGGCCUUUAUGGACUGCUGCUGCUGCUGCUGUGACGAGUGCAUUCAGAAGUCGUCCACGGUGACCAGUGAUGACAAUGACAACGAAUACACCACAGAACUGGAGCUCUCCCCUUUCAGCACCAUACGCCGCGAAAUGUCCACGUUUGCCUCUGUUGGAACUCAUUGCUGA